CAGUGGGGGGGAGGGGAUCUGCAGCACCACCCCCCCCACGCCCCCCUUUCUCCUCAAUCCCCCUGCUGCGGGUGCAGCAGUGGGGGGGGGGUAUGGGGGUGGCGUGGUCUUGGAGGUUAAGGGGGUGGCAGGAAGGGAUCUGGAGCACCAGCCCCCCCGCCCCUUCUCCUCCAUCCCCCUGCUGCGGGUGCAGCAGUGGGGGGAGGGGAUCUGCAGCACCAGCCCCCCCGCCCCCCCCCUGUUCCUCCAUCCCCCUGCUGCGGGUGCAGCAGUGGGGGGGAGGGGAUCUGCAGCACCAGCGCCCCCGCCCCCCCCCUGUUCCUCCAUCCCCCUGCUGCGGGUGCAGCAGUGGGGGGGAGGGGAUCUGCAGCACCAGCCCCCCCGCCCCCCCCCUGUUCCUCCAUCCCCCUGCUGCGGAUGUUUUUCGUGCGACCUCCGGUCGCCCACGCAGCCCCUGCACCGCCCCCCCCCUUCUCCUCCGUCCCCCUGCUGGUCGUACAGCAGGGGGGGGGAGGGUAUGGGGGUGGCGGGGGUGGCGAACGACGGGUUCCUGCCCGUCGCGCACACGGCUGUUGCACGAGCAGCUUCUACACCGCCCCCCCCCCCCCCCCCCCCCCCCCUUUCUCCUCCCUCCCACUGCUGCACGGUGUCGGGUGUGAGUAGUCAGCCGCCCACCACCUCCUCGUGA
Closterium sp. Naga37s-1 is the source of this 688-nucleotide messenger RNA. NCBI's taxonomy places the organism in Eukaryota, Viridiplantae, Streptophyta, Zygnematophyceae, Desmidiales, Closteriaceae. The record is from the annotation of a GenBank genome assembly.